AUUACAUUGUUAUACUUAUUUAAUGCUUAAGUCUUUGGACUUAUUUAUCUCUCUUAGAGCCCAGUAUUUUUUCCAAACAGUUGCGAUCAUAAGAUUAAUUACUUUCGUCAAAAAAAAACACAAUUUAAACAUGUCUAGAAAAAGGAAAACAUUCAACAGUUGCAUAUUACCUUGUCUAAUCUAUGGUUCCGAAACCUGGACCCUCACAAAAGCACAGAGAGAAAAACUUGUUGUAACAGGAGGUACACGCAAAAAGAAAAAGAGCAACGGAGAGGAGUAUGACUGGUUAUUAGCCUUAAAGAAAAUAGGCACAAUGAUUUAAGAUACACCUAAACUCACUGACAUAUCAGCAAAAAUGGAGGAGGUCAGGGCAUACUUUACGUGACAAGGUAGGAAAGUGUAGCUGGGAAGCUAUAGAAUAACUCUUGGGAAGCUACCCAAAAGACGGUAAACGAAAUCAAGGAAGACAUCACACAAGGUGAGACGACGCUUUAGUAAUGACAGCUGGGUUAUUAACAGCAAGAUUGUUAAAAACAAAAA
This is a messenger RNA of Chilo suppressalis (striped riceborer), 540 nucleotides long. The record is from the annotation of a GenBank genome assembly. Lineage: Eukaryota; Metazoa; Arthropoda; Insecta; Lepidoptera; Crambidae.